AAAGACGACGAAGAAGAACAAGACCCAGUUCCUGUUUCCGUCAACACACGUGUGUAUGUAAGGAGAAAACCGUAGAGAUCAGAUUCCAUUUAGAUCCGGUCCAGAGUCCAUCCACAAUCCGGUGUUACGGUACCGUAGCGCAGUCCACCAUGUUGGAACAGCUGGGUCUGAUCGGGACGAUACGGGACGAGGACCAGAGUCCAGAGGAACCCGACACCGAGUCCGACCAGGAGGGGGAGCAGAUCAUCCUGAACAGGAAGAAGAAGUUUGGGAGUUUCAGGUCAAGAGACUUUAACUGUGACUUCAAGUUUGGAGAGAAAGACAGGCUGGACCAUGACGACGACUGGGCGAUGGCUGAUGUUAUCCAACAGCUCAAGAACAAGAGAACAGUGACAACUCUGGAUCAGAAAAUAGAGAAAAUCAGAAAGAGGAGGAGAUGUGAGGAGAAAUCGGCUCAGGGUGACACUGCUGAAGACUCUGGAGGGAAGAACCACGAUGAAGAAGAUGAAAAGCAGGAUGUGAAGCCUGCUGCAGGAGAGCCUGAUGGACGUGAUGAUGACGAUGAGGAGUUUGACUCCAGUGAUGAGGAGAUUCUGACCAAAUCAGACACCUUGAGAGAGAAAGAACGACAGGGGAGGAAGAUGAAGAUGGGAGAGGAGGCUGCAGAGUCCUUCUAUGAAGAUGCGUCUCAGUACAACGAUCAGCUGACCUUUGAAGACAUGAACCUGUCCAGACCCAUCCUGAAGGCCAUCACGGCUCUUGGCUUCAAGGAGCCGACUCCUAUCCAGAAGGCCUGUGUUCCUGUUGGCCUGCUGGGUAAAGACCUCUGCGCCUGUGCUGCAACUGGAACAGGGAAGACAGCAGCCUUCAUGCUGCCAGUGCUGGAGCGUUUGGUUUAUAAACCCAAGACGUCCCAGGUGACCCGGGUCCUGGUUUUAGUUCCUACCAGAGAGUUGGGGAUCCAGGUUCACUCUGUCGCCCGUCAGCUCGCCCAGUUCACCUCCAUCACCACCUGCCUGGCUGUUGGUGGGUUGGACCUCAAGUCUCAGGAGGCUGCACUGAGGGCAGGGCCAGAUGUCCUGAUCGCUACACCUGGUCGGCUGAUUGAUCACCUCCACAACACGCCAAGCUUCGAGCUGACCUACAUUGAGAUCCUGAUCCUCGAUGAAGCUGACAGGAUGCUGGACGAGUACUUUGAGGAGCAGAUGAAGGAGAUCAUCAGAUUGUGUUCCUACAACAGACAGACCAUGUUGUUCUCUGCCACCAUGACAGAUGAGGUGAAGGACCUGGCAGCAGUGUCAUUGAAGCAGCCAAUCAGGAUCUUUGUUAACAGCAACACUGAUGUGGCUCCAUUGCUGCGACAGGAGUUCGUCAGAAUCCGACCAAACAGAGAAGGAGACCGAGAGGCUGUGGUGGCUGCUCUGCUGACUCGGACGUUCCAGGAUCACGUGAUGUUAUUCACUCAGACAAGAAAACAAGCUCACAGGCUGCACAUCCUGCUGGGACUGUUAGGCCUGAAGGCUGGAGAACUGCAUGGAGAACUGAGCCAGAACCAGAGACUGGAGAACCUCAGGCGUUUUAAAGAUGAACAGAUUGAUAUCUUGGUGGCGACGGAUGUAGCGGCCAGAGGUCUGGACAUCGAUGGUGUCAAAACUGUGAUAAACUUCACCAUGCCGUCCACAGUCAAGCAUUACGUCCACCGCGUCGGCCGCACGGCGAGGGCCGGUCAUUCAGGACGUUCGGUGUCUCUGGUUGGAGAGUCAGAAAGGAAGAUGCUGAAGGAGGUUGUGAAGUCGGCCAAGAACAGUGUGAAGGCCCGAGUCCUGCCACCAGAGGUCAUCCUGAAGUUCAGAGAUCUGAUCUCUAAACUGGAGAAAGAUGUUGAGGCUGUAAUGAAGCUGGAGAGAGAGGAGAGAGAACUGGCUGCAUCUGAGGCCAAGUUGAGUGUGGCUCAGAAGCGCCUCGAUGGCACCGCCUCCUCCUCCCAGUCACAGAGAGUUUGGUUCCAAACUCAACAAGAGAGAAAACAGAGUCGAAUGUCGAAGGCUCUGCAGGAGUUUGAUCUUGCACUGAGAGGGAAGAAGAAGAGAGAAAAAUUUGUGAAGGACGGCAAGAAGAAGGAGUUGACGUCUGAGGAGCGCACUCAGUUUGAGAUUUUGAAGGCUCAGAUGUUUGCUGAGCGGGCGGCCAAGCGAGAGAGACGACCAAAGAGAGCAAGAGCGAUGCCCGAGGAUGAGACACCGAUUGCAGCAGCCAAUCAGAAGGCAGGGAAAGGAGGCAGGAAGUCCGUGUUUGACAAAGAGCUGACCAACACCAGCAGCAAGGCUCUGAAGCACUACAGAGCUGGACCCUCUUUUGCUGACAGGAAGCGGCUUGGUUUGGAC
Messenger RNA from Monopterus albus (swamp eel), 2384 nucleotides. RefSeq names its product DEAD (Asp-Glu-Ala-Asp) box polypeptide 27 (gene ddx27). Gene Ontology annotation, cellular component: cytosol. Gene Ontology annotation, molecular function: RNA helicase activity; nucleic acid binding; ATP binding. The annotation marks the transcript as partial. Lineage: Eukaryota; Metazoa; Chordata; Actinopteri; Synbranchiformes; Synbranchidae. The record is from RefSeq and is a predicted model, not a curated record. The transcript has 20 exons.